AUGUCUUAUUCUCAACCUCCCAAAAUUCCACAAGAUCGCACAGAGACAUCUGGUGUGGGUACCGGCCAUAAGGAUGACUCGACAUCUCGUCAUGGAGUAGCCUUGUCAUCAAGUAAUGCUACACUCUGUCAUCCCGGAGAGCACAACGAAAAGGCCAGCCCCGAUGUUUCCCCGAAACCUGGUCCCUCUCAGCUGCCCACUUCACAUCCCUCAACCAAUCAUCAUCUCCCUCAUCGGGCUCCUCAGCCACCACCUGUCCCUCCUAUCGGUGUCGUAUCGGUCUUUGACCCCGCCUCGCUGGGUGGCGGUGGCCCCCUCAAACGAAUCGAGACUCAACGAAGCGAGCGAUACGCUGAAGAAGAGAGGGAACGGGAAGCUCGUGAGGAGGCUGGCGAGACUGGCAAAGGCGGCAUCCUUCAACGAUGGUCAACGGUUUCCAGACGACGACCUGUCGUAGUCCUGCCCCCGCAUUCUCAGCGACAUAGUGAAGACGAGUCCUCGCCCAUCGAAGGUGAAAAAGUUGCUCGACGCUUGUCCACGGCGUUCAGCUUCAAGACACCCGUGGCCACGCCAGCUCCACGCGAAAAAGACGACGACUAUAGGUUCCCUUCCGAAAACGACACUGAGCCCCAGACUUCCGAGGAAGAGGCGGAGGAACAUGAAUAUCCCGACGGAGGAUAUGGCUGGGUCGUGCUUGGCGCUUGUUGCUGCCUCUCAGGAUGCACCUUGGGCUGGGGUAUGUGCUACGGUGUCUUUCAAGAGUACUACCUCAGCAAUGUCUACCUAGACGCCGACACCUCUGUUUUAUCUCUAGCUGGUACCCUGUGUGCAUUCAUGAUGAAUGCCACUUCUUUCUUUUCUGGAAGAUAUGGAGAUCGCUUUGGUUUCAAGCGAGUGCUCUACUGCUCAGCUAUAGUCUCAUGGCUGGGCCUGUUCCUGGCUGGCUGGUCUACCAAGCUUUGGCAAACAAUCUUAACCCAAGGUCUACUGACAGGGAUAGGACAAGGCUUAGCUCUGCCCCUCUUUAUGUCUCUGCCAUCUCAGUGGUUUUACCGCCGACGCGGUCUUUCCAGUGGUAUUGCGAUUGGAGGUGCUGGUCUUGGCGGCGGUACAGCAACUCUGGUAUGCAGACAACUCUUGACGACUGUGGGACACAAGAAGACGCUGUGGAUAAUGGCAUGUAUCAACCUUUUCUUCAUGACCGUGUCCACUAUGCUGGUCAGGACCCGACCCACCUCACUUGAGGGUCGGGCUACCGGGAAAGGACCGUGGGUGGACUGGAGGGUCGUCAAAACUUCUUCGUUCUGGAGCCUGGUCAUUGGAUUGGUAGUCGCUUGUACGGGAUAUGCUAUGCCUUACAACUUUACCUCUCAGUGGACGCGGCUCCACUUCCCUGAACUCAGACCGAUUCUCCUCGCCCUCCCUGUCACUCUCAUGGGCUUCACUGUCUGCAUAGGUAGAGCCAUGAUCGGUCUCGUCGCGGAUUACCUCGGCCCCAUGAACACCUUCAUCCUCUGCUUUCUCCUCUCGGGCGCCGUUCAGCUCUGCCUUUGGCUUACGGCUUCGUCCUUCGCGUCGAUUUUGGUAUUCGCGGUAGCGUUUGGCCUGGUGGCCCCCGGAUAUAUGGGUAUCAUCCCACAGAUCAUCGUACAACUGUUUGGAGCGGAUAAUCUGGCAACCAAUGUUGGUAUUCUGCUUCUGUUUAACGGUCCCGGGAAUCUAAUCAGUGGCCCUAUCGGUGGCGCUCUCUACGACUCGAGUGGCCGAACCACGUUCAAAUACAUGAUCAUCACCAGCGGGUGCUUGCAGCUCGCUGGUGGACUGAUCUGCUGUUGGGCUCGAUUCAAAGCUAGCCACAAGGUGUUUAAGAGACUAUGA
Cryptococcus wingfieldii CBS 7118 is the source of this 1878-nucleotide messenger RNA. RefSeq lists its product as hypothetical. Gene Ontology annotation, biological process: transmembrane transport. Gene Ontology annotation, molecular function: transmembrane transporter activity. Gene Ontology annotation, cellular component: fungal-type vacuole membrane. Bases 1 to 1878 code for a protein of 625 amino acids. The transcript has 10 exons. Lineage: Eukaryota; Fungi; Basidiomycota; Tremellomycetes; Tremellales; Cryptococcaceae. The record is from RefSeq and is a predicted model, not a curated record.